GACGGGUUUGUGGGACGGGAGACGGGUUUAGAGCUUCCUGCCUGACGCCGGUAUGUGGUCCAACAGGUUUGAGAGGUGGCGUUUCUCACCGCAGCUCUUUCCAUCCGGGAGUGUAAAAACUCGGGACACUGGAGUGUCACAUGAAGUGAGUUAUUGCUCCCAUGUUUGUGGGGUCCGGAGGAGUUUUAACGGGUUGGUCAAGCAUCGGUUGUGGACAGUUUCCUCUGCGAUGGCAGCCGUGUCAGCUGUGUGGGUCGCCGUGCUGUCCCUGCUGCCGACGGCCCGUUGUGCUGUCACCCACGGGCGCUCCGCAGGUGAGCCGGUGUUUGUGGACGAGCCCCGGGCAGCAUCCUUCCUGUCGCGCUCGCUGCUCUACAACAACUGGGACUUUGAGCUGGUGGUGUCUGGAAACCUGGAGAGGGAGUGUCUGGAGGAGCUGUGCAGCUACGAGGAGGCCCGGGAGAUCUACGAGGACGACCUGAAGACGCAAGCAUUUUGGAAAGAUUAUGUCAACAGUCAAGAAAACACCCCCAGAGUGGACGUGUCGGGGCUGGUGGCCGGGAUCAUGGCUAUCGUGGUGUCGGCCGUCAUCGCCACCGUGCUGGGAAUCUACUUCUGCAGCAAGAAGAAAAACAGGAGGAGACCAGUUCACGCUCCAGUGAGGAUGGCGGGAGAUGGACGUCCAGGCCCGGAGGUGGUGCCCCUAACUAAUAUCACUGCUCCACCGCUCCCCAGCUACAACGAUGCACUAAACCGCAGUGGGAUGCACGACGCCCCCCCGCCGCCGUAUUCAGGGGGCGCGCCGUCAGAGCCUGCCGACCCCGGAGACCCUGGAGACCCACGAGACCCCUGACCGGACCUUCCCCACUCCUGACGGCACCGCUGGUUCAACCAAAGCUCUCAUUAACUGAUGAGGUUCAAACACACCUGAUGUCUGGCAUCUUAAGUUGAUCUAAAACAGAUCAAACACCAGGAUAACCAGAAACUAAAAUGACUCCGGACAUUUUUUUCAUCUAAAUUGCCAAACCUGUACGUUAUAAAGCUGUGCAAAAGGACUUCUUUAAAUUAAACAUUAAACAUUAAACAAAUAUGACCUCAGAUGAACAACUGUGAUAAUAUACAAGGCUUACAACAACUUACUUCCGGGCUGCAUGCAGGAACUGUUCAAGCCAAGAGAGGGCAAACACGACCUCAGGGGAACAGCAAUGUUUGACACAACAACAGUUAGAACAAAUACAAAGGGCAGAUGUAAAACUGUGGAACUCAUUAGAUAAUGACCUUAAACUAGCAAAUUCAAUAAAAGCAUACAAGAUAUUAUUCAAAGCAAAGGUAAUGGACACAUAUAUAGAAACACAAUAAGCAAACAAAGAAGAAUGCACACAUGCAUGAGAUAAAAUGACAACCUAAAUUGGUUUUGCCGGUUUCCUUAGCAUCUUUUCACUUUCUGUUUUCAGAGCUAUCAUUAUUA
Molecule: messenger RNA, 1468 nt
Organism: Cololabis saira (Pacific saury)
Lineage: Eukaryota; Metazoa; Chordata; Actinopteri; Beloniformes; Belonidae
Gene: prrg2
Product: proline rich Gla (G-carboxyglutamic acid) 2
Exons: 7
Coding region: 53-853 (266 amino acids)
Cellular component (GO): extracellular region
Molecular function (GO): calcium ion binding
Source: RefSeq, a predicted model, not a curated record